This is a messenger RNA of Cricetulus griseus (Chinese hamster), 4953 nucleotides long. The record is from RefSeq and is a predicted model, not a curated record. NCBI's taxonomy places the organism in Eukaryota, Metazoa, Chordata, Mammalia, Rodentia, Cricetidae.
CAAAUCCAAGAAGGGGCUCUCCUCGUCCUCCAGCUGCUACCUGGAAGAAGCCUUGCAGAGGCCAGUGGCAUCUGACUUUGAGCCCCAGAGUCUCAGUGAAGCAGCUCGAUGGAACUCCAAGGAAAACCUUCUUGCUGGGCCCAGUGAAAAUGACCCCAACCUUUUUGUGGCACUAUAUGAUUUUGUGGCCAGUGGAGAUAACACUCUCAGCAUCACUAAAGGUGAAAAGCUCCGGGUCUUAGGUUAUAAUCACAAUGGGGAAUGGUGUGAAGCCCAAACGAAAAAUGGCCAAGGAUGGGUACCAAGCAACUACAUCACCCCUGUCAACAGUCUGGAGAAACAUUCCUGGUAUCAUGGGCCUGUGUCCCGAAAUGCCGCUGAGUAUCUGCUGAGCAGUGGGAUCAACGGCAGCUUCUUGGUGCGGGAGAGUGAGAGUAGUCCUGGCCAGAGGUCCAUCUCCCUGAGAUAUGAAGGGAGGGUAUACCACUACAGGAUCAACACCGCCUCUGAUGGCAAGCUCUACGUCUCCUCGGAGAGCCGCUUCAACACUCUGGCUGAGUUAGUUCACCACCAUUCCACGGUGGCUGAUGGGCUCAUCACCACGCUCCACUACCCAGCUCCUAAGCGCAACAAGCCAACCAUCUACGGCGUGUCCCCCAACUAUGACAAGUGGGAAAUGGAGCGCACCGACAUCACCAUGAAGCACAAGUUGGGUGGAGGCCAGUAUGGGGAGGUGUACGAAGGUGUGUGGAAGAAGUACAGCCUGACUGUGGCUGUGAAGACCUUGAAGGAGGACACCAUGGAAGUGGAAGAGUUCCUGAAGGAGGCUGCAGUGAUGAAGGAGAUCAAACAUCCUAACCUGGUACAGCUGCUAGGGGUGUGUACCCGGGAGCCCCCAUUCUACAUCAUCACGGAGUUCAUGACCUAUGGUAACCUGCUGGACUACCUAAGAGAGUGUAACCGGCAAGAGGUGAGCGCUGUGGUGCUGCUCUACAUGGCCACACAGAUCUCAUCAGCCAUGGAGUACCUGGAGAAGAAGAACUUCAUCCACAGAGACCUUGCUGCUCGAAACUGCCUGGUUGGGGAAAACCAUUUGGUGAAGGUGGCUGAUUUUGGCCUAAGCAGGUUGAUGACAGGGGACACCUAUACGGCCCAUGCUGGAGCCAAAUUCCCCAUCAAGUGGACCGCGCCCGAGAGCCUGGCCUACAACAAGUUCUCUAUCAAGUCAGACGUCUGGGCAUUUGGAGUAUUGCUCUGGGAAAUUGCUACCUAUGGCAUGUCACCUUACCCAGGAAUUGACCUGUCACAGGUUUAUGAGCUGCUGGAAAAAGACUACCGUAUGGAGCGCCCUGAAGGCUGCCCGGAGAAGGUCUAUGAACUCAUGCGAGCAUGUUGGCAGUGGAAUCCCUCUGACCGGCCCUCCUUUGCUGAAAUCCACCAAGCCUUUGAAACCAUGUUCCAGGAGUCCAGUAUCUCAGAUGAAGUGGAGAAGGAGCUGGGGAAGCGGGGCACGAGAGGAGCUGCUGGCAGCAUGCUGCAGGCCCCAGAGCUGCCCACCAAGACCAGGACCUGCCGGAGAGCUGCAGAGCAGAAAGACGCAGCUGAUGCCCCCGAGCUUCUCCACAUGAAAGGCCUGGGAGAAAGCGAUGUGCUGGACAGUGAGCCUGCUGUAUCACCACUGCUUCCUCGAAAAGAGCGUGGGCCCCCAGAUGGCACCCUAAAUGAAGAUGAACGCCUUCUUCCCAAGGACAAAAAGACCAACUUGUUCAGCGCCUUGAUUAAGAAGAAGAAGAAAAUGGCGCCAACGCCCCCGAAGCGCAGCAGCUCCUUCCGUGAGAUGGAUGGCCAGCCAGAACGCAGAGGGCCUAGUGAGGAUGAUGGCCGGGACAUCAUCAACGGGCCACCAGCUCUCACCCCCUCAGAUGCAGCAGAGCCUACCAAGUCCCCAAAGGCCAGCAAUGGGGCUGGUGUCCCCAAUGGAGCAUUUCGGGAGCCAGGCAGCUCGGGCUUCCGUUCUCCCAACCUGUGGAAAAAGUCCAGCACACUGACCAGCAGCCGCCUGGCUGCCAGUGAAGAGGAGAGUGGCAUCAGCUCCAGCAAGCGAUUCCUGCGCUCUUGCUCAGCCUCCUGCAUGCCCCAUGGGGCCAGGGACACAGAGUGGCGGUAAGUCACGCUGCCUCGGGACCUGCCGUCUGCUGGUAAGCAGUUUGACUCAUCCACCUUUGGAGGACACAGGAGCGAAAAGCCAGCUCUGCCUCGGAAGCGUGCCAGUGAGACCAGGUCUGAGCAGGUGGCCAGAGGCACCGUGACUCCCCCUCCCCGGCUGGUGAAGAAGAGCGAGGAGGCUGCUGAUGAAGUCUUCAAGGACAUGGAAUCCAGCCCAGGCUCCAGCCCUCCCAGCUUGACUCCCAAGCUCCUCCGUCGGCAGGUCACUGCCUCUCCUUCCUCUGGCCUCUCUCACAAGGAAGAGACCACCAAGGGCAAUGCCUUGGGGACUCCUGCUACUGCUGAGCCAACACCCCCCAGCAGCAGAGUGGGCCUUAACAAGGCCUCCUCUGAGGAGAGCCGAGUAAGGAGGCACAAACACAGCUCAGAGUCCCCAGGGAGAGACAAGGGGCGGCUGUCCAAGCUCAAGCCUGCCCCACCACCUCCACCUGCCUCUGCAGGGAAAGCCGGAAAGUCUGCGCAGAGCCUUGGCCAAGAAGUGGCUGGCGAGGCAGGUGGGGCUGCCAAGACAAAAUGCUCAAGUCUGGUUGUGGAUGCUGUGAACAGUGACCCCACCAAGGCUGGCCAGCCUGGAGAAGGACUAAGAAAGCCUGUUUCCCCAUCUGUGCCAAAGCCUCAGUCCACCAGUAAGCCUCCAGGGACCCCUACCAGCCCGGUCUCCACAGCCCCCACAGCGCCAACACCUUCAUCCCUGCCUGGGGAUCAGCCAUCUUCUGCCGCCUUCAUCCCCCUCAUAUCAACCCGUGUGUCUCUUCGAAAGACCCGCCAACUGCCGGAGCGCAUUGCCAGUGGCACCAUCACCAAGGGUGUGGUUCUGGACAGCACUGAGGCCCUGUGUCUUGCCAUCUCCCGGAACUCAGAGCAGAUGGCCAGCCACAGUGCUGUGCUGGAGGCUGGCAAGAACCUGUACACGUUCUGUGUGAGCUACGUGGACUCCAUCCAGCAGAUGAGGAACAAGUUUGCCUUCCGUGAGGCCAUCAACAAGCUGGAGAGCAACCUCCGAGAGCUGCAGAUCUGUCCUGCGACGGCUUCCAGUGGCCCAGCUGCCACACAGGACUUCAGCAAGCUGCUUAGCUCUGUGAAGGAGAUCAGCGACAUCGUACAGAGGUAGCAGCAGCCAUUGCAUGCCAGCCAGAGAUGCCGCAGUCCAUGGGGCUUUUGUGCCCGUCAGAUGGGGGACAGAGGACUGGGGAGCUGGCAUCUUGGCCCAGGAGCUUUACAAAGCAUCAGGCAGAGCCAGGGCCUGAUGGGAUCGGCCCCUCUGCUUGUGUUGUGCACCAGCUGCCCUGCACCUUUCCUCCCCAGCCCAGGCACCCUGAGCCACCUGUCUUUACUGCCUAGGUGUGGACCUCCUGCUCUGAGGACUGCAGCUGGCCUGCCAGGCCACCAGGCUCAUCCCUCUCCAGUGCCUCACAUCCAGCUCCAUGGCCAGCUGCAUGUGCUCAGAAGGACUGUCCUUUCCAUGUCCUCGAAGGAGAACAUGGUCCUGUGAUGCGCCUUGUCACCAAGGCAUGGGAGUCCCUGGGCUUGCUGUCCCUAAACCUUCUGUGCUUAGGACCUGUCCCAGAGAGAUUUUCUCAUGUGAAGGAAGCUGUUUAUUUGAGGGUCAUGAGGUGCUAAAACCAAGGGUCUAGGUGGGUGGGUACUGGAAACAGAGCUGGGGCAGUGUGGUCUGUCAUCUAUUCUUUAUAUCCUCAGUGGUGUACCCUGCACAUCCUGGAUAGCAAGCUUCAGUUUCAUGGGUGACAGUCGCUGGUUGGCUAGGCCAAGGCAAGUGCUCCAGGGAGUCCCAAAGAUCUGAAUUUCUGAGCAGUUGUCUUCCCCUCUCCUGCUCCUGAAGUCAGGCUCAUCCUCUCUGGUCCUUGCCUUGAUAAUGGGGGUCCGGUUUUCUGGUGGUUUUGAGCAUUUUAAAGCUCUGCACAGAAAGGAGCAACCACUAGGCACAGACAGCUAGGAAGGCUCACUUGAGCCCUGGCUGCUCCUCAGAGCUGCUGCUUAACCACCAAGAGCAGUGCUUAGCCCAGUGCCCCGGGAGGCACUGCAGCACAGGCUGGGGCAGAGUCGACUUUGCAGGCUUAGCCAGGCCAUGUCCUCCCAUGUCCUCCUUCCCCAGCAGCCAGGACCAGAGCUGAGAAGAGACAGGCGUGGGCGGCUCCUUGACUGUGACCCGGAGCAGUCAGCUGAAGAGCGGGUGCCUGCCUAGACCUUGUACUGGGCCAGGCGAGGCACCGCCACACUCCCCACUUCUCCACUCGGCUGCACUGCGCCGGCCCCAGUCCCACACUAAUCACCUAGACUCGGGUUGUGCUUUUCUGGUAGAGAUGAUUUCCUCUGGAUUGUUCUUCCAUAGUCCUCAUAGCACAUCCCCUCCUUGCCUCCAGCGGCUGUUCUACAGCCCGAGGGAGGCAGUACCACACUGCCAGCGGCCUUGAAAAGCCAAACACCCCCGUGCCCUGACACCGUGUUCACAAGGUACCGACUGGUCUGUUGUUGCUGACAUGAUGUGCCACUAUAUUUUGCAUUAUACUUUGGUAUUACACUUUUUUUUAAUAGACUUGCUCUCCAAAAAAUGACAUGUAAAUAGUUCACCACUGUGCCCACUCUGGCACACGGUCGGCAUUUCCCUUUUUCUCAGUCCAGUACAUUUUGUUCUGUAUAUGACUGUGUUUUUUGAAUCCAAAUCUCUCUGUAGUAUUUUUUAAAUAAAUAAGUGUUUACAGAACUAUU